This is a messenger RNA of Lolium perenne, 626 nucleotides long. RefSeq names its product histone H4. The record is from RefSeq and is a predicted model, not a curated record. Gene Ontology annotation, molecular function: structural constituent of chromatin; DNA binding; protein heterodimerization activity. Lineage: Eukaryota; Viridiplantae; Streptophyta; Magnoliopsida; Poales; Poaceae. Gene Ontology annotation, cellular component: nucleosome.
ACACAGCUCCAAACCACCACCACCACCGCUUCUCAAGCCCCACCCGCUCGCAGACGCAGCAAGCUCGAGUCAAGGUCAGCCAUGUCGGGCCGCGGCAAGGGAGGCAAGGGGCUCGGCAAGGGCGGCGCCAAGCGCCACCGCAAGGUGCUCCGCGACAACAUCCAGGGCAUCACCAAGCCGGCCAUCCGCCGCCUGGCCCGCCGCGGCGGCGUCAAGCGCAUCUCCGGGCUCAUCUACGAGGAGACCCGCGGCGUGCUCAAGAUCUUCCUCGAGAACGUCAUCCGCGACGCCGUCACCUACACCGAGCACGCCCGCCGCAAGACCGUCACCGCCAUGGACGUCGUCUACGCACUCAAGCGCCAGGGCCGCACACUCUACGGCUUCGGCGGCUAGAGGCCCUCUCCUCUUCGUCCGCGCCGAACCAGUCGCCUCCUCGCCUCGCCGUCAACAGCUUGUUGUCUUCCUCAGUGUGUUAUGUUCCGUUCAGUAGGUGUAGUUGGAACCGUGUUACUACUAGUUCUUCAGUUGUCCAUCGCAAAUCUAUCUAGCUAGCCUGUAAUAGCUCUGUAUGAGCCCAGAUCUGGAAUCGAAUAUAUUAUCUCCCUGCAAAAGAUGGUUCGUGGUCA